Plenodomus lingam JN3 is the source of this 972-nucleotide messenger RNA. RefSeq lists its product as uncharacterized. The record is from RefSeq and is a predicted model, not a curated record. NCBI's taxonomy places the organism in Eukaryota, Fungi, Ascomycota, Dothideomycetes, Pleosporales, Leptosphaeriaceae. Gene Ontology annotation, cellular component: TRAPPIII protein complex.
AUGGCUCACCAACGUAAUCAGUCGAUGGGAGACUCCUUGAAGUCGCCGCAUUCGGUGAGUCUGAAAGUCUUACGACUGUCACGACCUACUCUCGCGACACAGCAUCCGCUACCCGACUCACACGAUUUGGGCAUCUCGCCGAAAGCCUCUCUCGCCUAUCCUCCGCAGGAUAACACAAACGACAAGUUCAUCCUCAGUCCAGUGCUGAAUCUCCCAGAAGCCUUUGGAAGUGCAUAUGUGGGCGAGACGUUUGCCUGCACUCUAUGCGCAAACAAUGAAAUCGAUCCUUCAGAUACGACCAAAGCAGUGAGCGGUGUCAGGAUACAAGGGGAUAUGCAAACGCCUACAAACCCUUCAGGGUCGCCAUUGGAUCUUACCGGCUCCCCAGAUGACAGCGAAGGGCUCUCCCUUGGCCCUAGUGAGUCUUUACAGAGGAUCCUACGGUUUGAGCUGAAAGAGGAGGGGAAUCACGUGCUGGCAGUCACGGUGACCUAUACGGAGACGGCUCUGGGAGAGGGGAAAGCAGCGAGUGGAAGAGUGAGGACGUUCCGCAAGCUCUAUCAGUUUGUGGCGCAACAAUUACUGAGCGUAAGAACCAAAGCUGGUGAGAUGAGCCAGAAGAUGGGCCUGUCCAGAUACCUCCUAGAGGCGCAACUAGAGAACAUGGGAGAGGCUGCAGUUUGUUUGGAGGCCGUCAAUGUCCACCCGAAACCGCCAUUGAGAUCGAUAUCGCUAAAUUGGGAUAUGCAUCCAUUAGGGGCAGGCCAACACAAUGCACCCAUAUUGGGUCCUCGUGAUGUGGUGCAGGUGGCCUUUCUUUUGGAACAGCAGCCUGGGGGGGAUGGCGACAAUAGCAAAACUGAUGGUCCGACGGAGGGUCGGACGCCAAUAGGCCAAUUAGCGAUCCAAUGGCGGAGCGCACUGGGUGAUCAAGGCUCCCUCAGCACUGGUUGGCUCACAGCGCGACGCUGA